AUGGAUAGAACAGGAGCCAUGGCUAUCACUAUCGCUGGAGUCUUCUUGAUAGAUCUAGCAUAUUCCAUACCCAUCACAUAUACACCGAGCUAUUACAUCGAUCGACAACAUCUGUCUCAAGAGGAGGCCUUGACUGUGUCAGCGACAUUUGCAUAUCAACUUCUUGGAAUUCUUAAUGCUGCUUCAUGCAUUGGCUGGUACGUCAGCUUUGUGAAACUCAAGAUCUAG
This is a messenger RNA of Sclerotinia sclerotiorum 1980 UF-70, 228 nucleotides long. RefSeq lists its product as hypothetical. NCBI's taxonomy places the organism in Eukaryota, Fungi, Ascomycota, Leotiomycetes, Helotiales, Sclerotiniaceae. The coding region runs from base 1 to 228 and encodes 75 amino acids. The transcript is spliced from 3 exons. The record is from RefSeq and is a predicted model, not a curated record.